AUGAUAAAGUAUUGGAAGGCGUGGAAUGCUAUUAGCAAUUGUGGGUUUCCAAUAGUUUCCGGUGAAAAUUGGUUUUUGGGAAAUUUGAAUAUUACUAAGUCAUGUGAUACUCAUCGGAAACUUAUGCAGCUAACCAGGAAAUAUGGUCCAAUAUACGGUCUCAUGCAAGGAUCACAUCCAGUUGUUGUUAUUUCGGAUCCAAAAAUAAUACAUGAAAUAUGCUUUAAACAGUUUCAUAUUUUCCAUUCACGUAUUAUGGAUCCAACGGGUUCACAUCCGGAUAUUGCUAAUGAAGUCCACCAGUUUGCAGCAAGAGGAGAACGAUGGAAGCGAAUUCGAAGUUUGACAUCAAAGGCCGUUUCAAGCGAAAAUCUUCGAAAAUUUUCUGAGAUCAUGAAAGAUUCUAUCGAACGUUUCAUACUCGAUUUAGAAUCAGAAAUCAUAAUUUCCAAAGCUCUAGAUCUUCAUGCGCGAUUCCAAAGACUUACUUUUGACGUAAUAACACGUUGCUGUAUGGGUCGUCCUUACAGUUGUCAACAUGAUGAUCCAAAUUUGAAAUUACUACUUAACAAAUUUAGCCCGUUGCAAACAUUUCAUGCAUCUUUCUUAUUUACUUGGUGUAUACCAGAUCUCAAAUGGAUCGCACUGAUAUACGAGCAAUUAUGCGUACGUGUCCAAUCUUUUUUGCACAUCACCUCCGAUCCAAUAAUAAGUUACACUUCUCAUCUCCGCGAAAUUAUUUCAAGGAAUAUUUCUGACCAGGAGUGUAGCAGUUUCUUAUAUUUUAUGAAAAGCGUAGAAGACGAAAAAUGGAAAGAUUGGAUGGUAAAUGCUGAUGGACCAUGUGAUCUAUCAAAAGUGAAAAUUAUUUCUAAGUUGACGCGUGGAGAAAUUGUGAAUCAGUGCAGAUUUCUAACCUCGGCAGGCUUCGAUACCACAGCUAACACUGCAACUUACUUGGUGUAUUUACUUGCUCGUUAUCCAAAAGAGCAGGAAAAACUGUGGGAAGAAAUAAGCAUAUUAGAUGAAUUUACAUUCGAAAACGUUCGGUAUCUAAAUUAUCUUCAUUGUGCAAUUAUGGAAACCUUACGACUCUUCCCGCACGCUUCGUUGUUACAAACGCGAACUUGUACGCAAAAGUGUAGAAUAGGAACAUAUACAUUUAGAGAUGGUGUGGGCAUUCUUUUUGAUACGUGGACCCUACAUUAUGAUUCUAAAAUAUGGGGAGAAGACGUGCAUAAAUUUCACCCCGACAGGUUUCUAUUUUUACACUUAACCGAAGCUCAAAGAAAUAGCUGGAUGGCUUUCGGAGCUGGACCACGCCAAUGUAUUGGGAUGCGCUUUGCAGUUCUUGAAAUUAAAUUAUUGAUAUGCCAUUUAAUGAAGAAAUUUCAGUUUCAUGAAUACCAGAAUACAAAUAAGGCAAGUUUCAAAUCUUUGAAAUCAAAUUUACUUCCAAUUUUUAUGAACACUUUACAAAAUUAG
This is a messenger RNA of Thelazia callipaeda (thelaziosis nematode), 1485 nucleotides long. The record is from the annotation of a GenBank genome assembly. NCBI's taxonomy places the organism in Eukaryota, Metazoa, Nematoda, Chromadorea, Rhabditida, Thelaziidae.